Molecule: messenger RNA, 1308 nt
Organism: Henningerozyma blattae CBS 6284
Lineage: Eukaryota; Fungi; Ascomycota; Saccharomycetes; Saccharomycetales; Saccharomycetaceae
Exons: 1
Coding region: 1-1308 (435 amino acids)
Biological process (GO): response to oxidative stress
Cellular component (GO): cytoplasm
Source: RefSeq, a predicted model, not a curated record
AUGCAUGUCACUGAAUCUGCAGAUUCCAUUAACUCGGAUCCCUUGGUUAAGAUAGCUCCUAUAAAGGAACUUCAUUUAGAAGGGCCAAUUGCGUCAGCAAAUAAACAAAAGGCAAAAAAAUUAAACUAUACCGUUGUAGAAGAUUUAAAUCAAUUCGAAUGGUUUGUCAAGUCAAAAGAAUAUGAGGCCUUAAAUAAGAAAAUUAUUGAGCAAAACAAACAACGUUCUGGUCUUUUUAAGUCUUUAAAACCUUCUAUGGAUACCAGAGUAGAGACUCAAACUUUAUAUUUUACAGAUUUAGCAACUGGUAAGUGUGGAUUUAUCCAGUUGUUAUAUUCUGCAGUUUUAGGAGGUGUUUACAAAGGGUUCCAAGUCAAUUUUAAAGUGUUCAAUGCAUCAAAAGAAACAGAUGAAGAUAUUUGGGAAAGUUUUAAAUUAGAUACACCUAAAGAAUUCACCAAUUUAAGAGUCAAAACUUCAAAUUGUUUAUUUGAAUUCUUACAUCCUUCAAAAGUGGCAAAUCCAAAUAUUAUUGGGCAUCUCCAUAUUAAAUUAAAUAUUAAUAGCAAUGGAAAAAAUGAUACAUCUACAAAUAAAAAUGCCCGUGAUUUAAAAAUUAAUAUCUUUGUGGAUCUUUUUAAAGGUUUCAUGAUUAACCCAGAUGGUUGUACUUAUUUCAUUGAUAAGCCAACAUUGAAAAGUUCACUUGAAGAUAAGGAUACCAUUUCUAAUAAAUUCAUUAGACAUAUGUUUGUACCAAAAUGCACAGGGAAAGGUACUAUAUCUUAUCAUAAUAAAGAUGACAAAUUGGUCACCAUAAAGUUGUCUAGUGUUCCUAUGGCUUACAUAGAUGCAGUACAAGGUCUGUUACCAAACAAAGCAGCUUCAAGAUGGAAUUUUAUGACAUUUCAAGGAAAAAAUCAUUCUUUAUUAUGUAUGGAAUAUGUCACCAUAAAAGAAUAUGGGAAUGAUUCAAUUACAAUAUGGUCAAUCUCUCAAAAGGAUAAAUUAGUCACUAUUGGUGCAAAAGUAUCCAAUAAUAGACAUAGAGUAAAGUACACUGAAACGGUAAGAGAUGAAGAAUCGGGUUGGGAUUUUCCCACUGCUAUUAGAUUCCCUCCAGGGUUUAAAGAAAAUAAUUUACAUUUGGUGAACAGAUAUGAUGUCAUGUGUGAAUUACCUUCAUUUAUUAAGUCAUUAGCUGAAAAAUAUGCUCAUAUUAAACCUUUUAUUUAUCAAUAUUGUCAAAACUCAACAUAUCAUAGAGAUAAGGGAAUUUCCAUUAUUGAAACAUCAUUUAUAAGUUAA